Molecule: messenger RNA, 1305 nt
Organism: Phytophthora nicotianae INRA-310
Lineage: Eukaryota; Oomycota; Peronosporomycetes; Peronosporales; Peronosporaceae
Exons: 2
Coding region: 34-1305 (423 amino acids)
Molecular function (GO): protein binding
Source: RefSeq, a predicted model, not a curated record
UGUUUGAGUUGGUUUACGUUCAUUUACUCCAAGAUGAGCGAUUCCGAAUUCGAAGUACUACGAGGAUGCGUUCGACAAGCUGCUCAACCAGAAAUUCAGUCACUUGUACGGCAUCUCCAGUUUGGCGAUGCACAGGAAAAGGAAGACGCGUCGAUACUCUGUUCUUGCUUAGCAACUCGAGGUGAAGGGGACAGACUGCGGAAUGCUGGAGUACUGGCACCUCUCGUUGCUCUCCUGUUGAAUGGUACGGCCAACCAGAAGCUUUGGUCGGCUGAGACGUUGGGGACUAUGGCCAGCAACAACGACGAGAACUGCGUGGCGAUCGCUCGAGAGGGAGCCAUCCCGCCGUUAGUAUCAUUGCUACGGUCCGGAACGGACAUGCAGAAGCAGGAGGCGGCGUACGCUCUCGGCAACCUAGCGGCUGAUAACGACGAGAACCGCGCUACAAUCUCACGUGAAGGAGCCAUCCCCCCUCUGGUGGCAUUCGUGAAAGUGGUGACGGAUGCACAGAACCAGUGGGCGGUGUACGCUCUCGGGGCGCUUUCGUUAAAUAACGAGGCGAAUCGCGUUGCGAUCGCGCAAGAAGGAGCCAUUCCGCCGCUAAUUUCGUUAAUUCAAUCGGGUACAAGUGCUCAGAAGCAGUGGUCCGCCUACACUCUAGGCAACCUGGCGUAUAACGACGACAACCGAGACAAGAUCACGCUAGAAGGAGCCAUCGCACCUCUAGUGAAGCUUCUGCAGACUGGGACAGAUGCUCAGAAGCAGUGGAGUUCAUAUGCUCUUGGGAACUUGGCUUGUGAUAACAGCGCGGUAGCUGAAGCGAUCGAUCUGGACGACGCUAUUCUGCCGCUCGUGGAACUCGUUCGAUCAGGGUCGGACGCUCAGAAACAGGAAGCCGCCUACACUUUGGGCAAUCUAGCAGCGUGUAGUGAUGACAACCGCGAUGAGAUCGGUCGAGAUGGAGCCAUUGCGCCAUUGAUCGAGCUCCUUCGCGUUGGGAACAACGACCAGAAGCAGUGGACGGCCUACGCGCUUGGCUGCAUCGCACACAACAGCGACGCUAACCGUGUUGAAAUCGUGAAUAAAGGAGGUUUGCAACCACUCGUGACGCUUGUACUGUCGGGAACGGACGAGCAGAAAACGCAAGCUUUGCGAGCGCUGGGGAACCUGGCAAGAGCCGAUGACAACAACAGCAAUGUGGUAAAGCGAACGCUGCAGCUGCUCUACGAAAGCUUGCCAGCAGUAAUGAAGACAACUGUGAAACGAUUGUUCAUGACGGAGCCAUUCCGCUACUGGAAGAACUGA